Molecule: messenger RNA, 967 nt
Organism: Erpetoichthys calabaricus (reedfish)
Lineage: Eukaryota; Metazoa; Chordata; Cladistia; Polypteriformes; Polypteridae
Gene: elob
Product: elongin B
Exons: 4
Coding region: 104-463 (119 amino acids)
Biological process (GO): transcription elongation by RNA polymerase II
Cellular component (GO): elongin complex; VCB complex
Molecular function (GO): protein binding
Source: RefSeq, a predicted model, not a curated record
CGCCUUACGAGUUGUUGAGCUCGUUCAGACGCGCGUGAAUAGGCCUGAAAUGCUGUGCUAGCUGGGAAGCUGGAGGACUGAGGAGGCUGCUGUCGGUGGAGAGAUGGAUGUUUUCCUUAUGAUCCGGCGUCACAAGACGACCAUUUUCACCGACGCGAAGGAGUCAACCACAGUGUAUGAGCUGAAACGGAUUGUGGAGGGAAUAUUAAAGAGGCCCCCUGAAGAGCAAAGGCUGUACAAGGAUGACCAGUUGCUGGAUGACAGCAAGACGCUGGGGGAUUGUGGGUUCACCAGUCAGACAGCUAGACCCCAGGCUCCUGCGACUGUGGGGCUAGCCUUCCGAAUCAAUGAUGAUGCUUUUGAACAGCUGCGAAUUGACCCCUUCUCCAGCCCACCUGAGCUACCCGACGUCAUGAAGCCACAGGAUUCUGGGAGCAGCGCCAAUGAGCAGGCUGUGCAGUGAAAAGAAGAAAAUGGGGGAUGACCUUGCAGCUCUCCAUAACAUCUCGCCCUCUUCUUCCACCCACAUCUACUAGACACAAUCCCCCCCCUCACCCCCCACCCAUCCCCCAUAUACUGGUAUCCAUGUGAGCCACAGACCAGGAUUUCUGGGCAAAAGGACAUGGCUGGUUUCAGGGCAGAUUACUCCUUGUGUCUUUUUGAAAAGAAAACAUAGCAUGCACUGUUGAUUCGUUUGGUUUUUGAUUGUGCCCACCCCAGCCCACACAGCAGUAUAUAUAUAUUCCCCUUAAGAAGAUAAGCGGGCGAGGAUAUUUUGCUAAAUUAAAUUAUUGAGUGGAAUAACCUGUCACCCUGGCCUUGAAGUGUCCUGACCGAGUGCGUUUCUCUCACCGUGUUGGUGGGGUUUUUUAUUUUUUUUAUUUUUAUUUUUUUUUUGUAUCACUGAUGUCAGAAUUGCCACGUCUACAAGGGUCUGCUUUUUAUAAAGGAGCUUGUUAGUUGUAAA